AUGACGACAAUCAGUUGGUAUUAUGAACUCGUUGAAAUGCUUUUCCGUAAUGUAUCCAUAUUGCUAAUGUCAUUGAUAGUUUGUGCACUUGUUUCUUGCAAGUAUUAUAGAAAACCGAAGGAUCCAAAAUUCAUUGAUGAAAAUGACCCUCAUGCUAAAACGUUGUAUAAUAUUAAAACCGAUAUUGCGUUCCCGAAAAGGGUAUUGAAAGAAAAGCGGCAAGAGCCUCGAACAGAUAUGAUCGCCAUGAGUUGGAGUGAAGAAUAUGAAAGCAACAUGCCACCAUCUCUUUCGCAAUCAUCUCCCCCAAUAUUCUUAAAUUCCAAAAAAUACUUGAAAUUGAAGAGCUACGGCGAUGUGCAAGAACAAAGUUCAUUAGACCCACAAAAUCCACCACUAUCGCAACAGAUGUCGCUUAGGUUACAAAAUAAUGCAAACGUAUCUGUUACCCAAAGAACAUGA
Cercopithifilaria johnstoni is the source of this 462-nucleotide messenger RNA. The record is from the annotation of a GenBank genome assembly. Lineage: Eukaryota; Metazoa; Nematoda; Chromadorea; Rhabditida; Onchocercidae.